CAGAAAUAUUACAAAAAUAUUUAAAUUGUGUUAUAUAUUAUAAAAGAUAUAAAUUAAUUAAAAAUAAGUUAAAAACAUUAAAUAAAAAGUAUUAAACUGUGAAAGACACUUUCGAGUCGUAAUACAUAAAUAUCUAGAGACAGUAGCUUCAAAAUGUCAUAAUGCAAUUUUAUGUAUUAAGGUAUUAAUACAUUUGCUAGUGUAUAAAAUUUGAGUUUUGUAUUUAACUUUAGUAAAAGUAUUUAACUUUAUCCCUAUUAGAAGAGGCUUGUUUAAUUGCACAAAUAUUUUAUAGACUUUUAAUGACGUAAAGUUUUUAUUAUCUUAAAAAUAUCUGGUCUUUAAACUUUAUCUUGUCGGUAUUUAUGCAGGCUCGUAAAAGAAAAAUUAGUCGUAGAGCUGAGACAAACGCAGUGAAACGAUUGCAUGUUGCAAACUUACAGCAACGUAUUGGGAGCAUCUCAAAUUUUUCGCUUCUUUUGAAUAGCAGUACUGAUGAUAACAUCAAAAGUAAGUACGACAAAGAAUUCGGUGAUAGAGAUAAUAAUAUUGAAGAAAACAGCAUUGUUAGGACGCAGGAGAGCAGUGACAAUGAUAUUGAUGAAGAUUUAGACAGCAAUAAUUUUACGGAUAGCAAUGGUUCAGAGUAUGAAUCAGAUUUGUCAGAAUCCAGUGAUGCUUGCGAAGCAGUUAAUAUUACGUAUGUAAGGAAUUUACGCGAUGAUCAUCAAGAGAGAAAUGCAUAUGUUCUAUGCGAAUUAAAGAAGUGGGCCAUGAGAGGAGUAUCUUGCAAAAAAAUUGAUGAACUUCUCACAGUAUUCCAGGUGAUAUUUCCUAUUCUACCAAAAACCUACCGAACUUUAUUAAAAACUCCUAGAGUUACAAGUCUUAUCGAUAUGGGAAACGGCAAAUUCUGGUAUAAAGGAAUUUAUCACAGUAUUAUACCACGGCUAUCAGAAAAAUAUCUUUCUAACAGAGAGAGUAUAGAGUUUGAUAUUAACAUUGAUGGUGUGGAAUUAUAUUCUAGUUCUCGUAAAGUAUUUUGGCCAAUAUUAGGUUGCCUUUUAGAUGAAAAGGAGCCAUUCAUAAUAGCAGUUUUUUAUGGAGAGAGUAAACCUCCAUUAGAACCUUUUCUGCGGCAGUUUGUGGACGAACUUUCCAUUUUAAUGGUAAAUAGAAUUGUAUUUAAUAAUACUACAUAUCAUGUUAAAGUACAGAAUUUUAUUUUGGAUGCCCCUGCAAGAGCAUUUAUAAAGUGCAUUAGAGGGCAUAUGUCAAGGAAAGCUUGUAAAAAGUGUCAUGUCACUGGCAUGCGUUAUAAAAACAGAGAAGUUUAUUUGGAUCAUAAUGCACUUCUUCGCAAUGAUGAAGAAUUCAAAUUAAAGAUAGAUAUUUUUCAUCAUAUUCCUGGGAUUACAUCUCCAUUAGAAGAAAUUGGGAUCGGUAUGGUGUCUCAAUUUAGGUUGGAUGAAAUGCAUCUUCUGUAUAGUGGAGUUUUUCAGCGAUGGUUGGAGUUUGUUUUGGGAAAACAAGGGCCUAAUCGAGGAAAAAUUUCAGCGCGCGACAGAGCUGCUGUUUCUAUGGCUAUUGAUCAAAUUAAGUCUUACAUUCCAAUCGAAUUCUGCAGAAGACCUCGCAAUUUAUCCUAUUUUGGAAGAUACAAAGCAUCAGAAUUUAGGAGGAUUCUCCUGUAUGAUGGAUUAAAAGUGUUCAGUUUGUUGGAUCAAAAUUUGUAUACAAACUAUUUAUUUUUGCAAUGCGGAGUAUACAGGGUGUCCCAAAUCUGGUUAGACGUAUUAGAGGCAUGAAAGCUUGUAUGUUGGGAUGUAGAUGGAAGAUCAGUAGGAUUUGUAUUUCCUACAUCUGUAAGACUUUUCUCAUUGUUGAUAAAAAUUUCU
Messenger RNA from Monomorium pharaonis (pharaoh ant), 1898 nucleotides. RefSeq lists its product as uncharacterized. Lineage: Eukaryota; Metazoa; Arthropoda; Insecta; Hymenoptera; Formicidae. The coding region runs from base 366 to 1808 and encodes 480 amino acids. The record is from RefSeq and is a predicted model, not a curated record. The transcript is spliced from 2 exons.